Messenger RNA from Stomoxys calcitrans (stable fly), 2597 nucleotides. RefSeq lists its product as uncharacterized. The record is from RefSeq and is a predicted model, not a curated record. The transcript has 11 exons. NCBI's taxonomy places the organism in Eukaryota, Metazoa, Arthropoda, Insecta, Diptera, Muscidae. Bases 544 to 1905 code for a protein of 453 amino acids.
AUCGUGACUCUCAAACCGAAACGACCAGGAAAGCGGAAGAAAGGUAGCUCGUAACUCUCUCUCUCUCUCUCUUAAGCCGUAAUCAAGCCGUGUUACCGCGCAUAAAAAAACCAUCCGAAAACAAAAAAUUUAAGAAACAAACGCGAAAUUUUUAAUUCCCGCAUGGGCAAAUAAUAAAACAAAAUUAUUAAACAGAAUAUAUCAAGCUUAAAAAUUGGGAAAUUGUCAAUACAUUUCAUUGAAAAUAGCGAAUUUUUUCCUUGGCUUUGCAAGAGAAUCAACAACAACAAAACAAUAGUACGCUGCAGUAAUUAAACGCCAACGAACGAUUCGCAUCGUCCCCCAAAAUAUACAUAUCUACAUAAAUAGCUUAUACAACAACCAACGAUAUAAACAACAACAUAGCAACAAAUUCUAAUUCGUCUAGAGUGAAGUUUAGUGCAUUUUUGGUUGAUUAUAAAACACACAGAAAGUAAAUACAACUGCAACUCAACCAAACAUUUUGAACAAAACAAAAGACUUAAGCAACAAACCUGCACCAUAAUGCAGAGCACUAAAGGCAACAGAACGCGGUGGCUAUCGUUGCAGCUGCAACUGCUAUUGGCCACACUAUUGCUGGUGAAUAAGAUAUAUGCCCAAGAUGCCACAUCGCCCACAGAGUUUGCACCCCGCGUCUCAGCCACUUGCAAAGCGGGCACAAUGAAUAUAAAAGUGAAGCUGGAUGGUCCAUAUGGAGGUGCAGUGCAUGCGCGAGAUUUUCGAACACCAGCCUGCAUGUCAAUGGGCGAUGGCUCUGAUACGGUGGCCUUCAGUCUCAACCUAUUGGCCAAACAGGGAGCGCCCGAUUAUUGUGGGGUGCUGGUGAGCAACGUGAGUGGACAAAAUCGCACCGAGGAACGGUCCAUUCAACUGGCCGUACGUGUCCAUAAGACUCUGGAAUUGGCUGAUGAUAAAUUUUAUGUGAUAACCUGCGGCAAAGCUGGUUUCGGAAGAGAUGACAAUGCCCAUGUGGUCCUGAAAUUCUUGCAAAAUGAUCGCCGCAUUCGUGAAACAGUUUAUGGUCGCGAAUAUAAAAUCCGUGCCGAAUUCACAAAGCCCAAUGGAACUCAUGGUAUUAAAGUUGGCAACUGUAUGGCCUUUGACAAAAAGAAUAUUAGUCUGUCGCUCAUUGACGAAAGAGGCUGUCCCAUCGACAAAGAUCUGAUUACGAGAUUUGUACCAAAUCCUGAAGGCAAUUAUGCUGAAGCCACCAUGUUAUCCAUGUUCAAAUUUCCAGAAGGUUCCGAAGUCCAUUUGCAAUGCGAUGUCAUACAGUGCUAUGGUAUGUGUAUAGACGAUGAAGAUUGCAGUCAAGUGGCCAUAGCGGGAGCUGGUGGUUUCACCAAAGGCUCAGGGGGCCCUCGUAAGGUGCAUCCAAAUGAGGAAGGAUCCAGCAUUGCGGGCACAACGGUAUUUGUAUUAGAUCCAGCAGAAGCACCAUAUACCUCAGUCGACUGUGAAGAUGGCAUACGACCUACAUGGUUGCUAUGGUUGGCCAUUACCUUGGGUGUUCUUUUCCUCAUUAUGUUGCUGAUGAACAUUUUCCUUUGCACGGCCAUGAGUUGCAGCUGUGCCAACACAGAGAUAAUCGAAAAAGAACCCUCCAUUAUUGAAGAAUACGAUCCCUAUAGAAGUUGGCAUGGUAGCCAAUAUGGUUCAAGGUAUUCGUUGCAUGGACGUGAUGCACACAAAGGUUACACUAGCGGCGGUUCAACCAUACAUUCCAAUAGGUCAAUGCCUAUGGAAACUGAUCAUUAUGCCAUAGUGCAUCAACGUCCUGGAUCUAGAGCUGGAGGAGGAGUAGCAGUUCAAUCUAGUGUCGUACAAGGUAGCCGUGGCAGAGGAUCUUUAAAUCAUCAUAGUUAGAAGAAUGCCCAGGUACUCAUCAGCGGCAGAAAGCUGAAUAUAUACCUACCAGUGUAAUUUCCGUAGGGACUUUAGAAAUUUGUCAAAUUUUUGUAUAUACUCUUAAAUAAAAAACAACUAUAAAAUUGCACAAUAAGUUGGAGAAGGAAAAGAAAAAAAGAUAAUCUUAAGUGUUCAAGUGUGUUCAUAAUAAAAGAAAAAAGCAAAAGGCUUUCAAAUCACAAUAACUGUAAUAAACAAAUCAGAGCCCUUAAUAUACCCUCCAGUAUUUGUUAAAUGAAUGCAUCGUUGUAUUCAUGUUGUUGCUUCUAACGUUGUCCGUCCAUUAACUUUUGCAACAAAAAAUUGGAUUUAUAACCAAAAAUAAAUAAAAUCAAAAGAAACAACAAAAGUUAAGCCUAUACCACAACUACUGUAUCAUAAUAUUUCUUAAGCAAAACAAACAAACCAACAUUAUAUUAAAUAACAAUCUUAAAUUAAUUUUUUUUAUUAAAAAUCGAAAAAUCAAUUAUAAAACUGAAAUAUUAGAUUUAUAAGACAAAAAUUUACGAGUAGUAGCUUAGAAUGAAAAAAUAAAAAUUGGAAAAUUUUGUAAAAUCUUUAAUGAUAUUGUUAAAAAUAAAAAAUUUACAUUUGUUUAGUUCUUAAGCAGCUUCUAUUGUAUUAAUUGUAUUAAGAUGAAAAGCGUCACU